AACAAAAUACAUUAAAGAAAAACUGUCUUCUAUGUUCAAUAGUUUAAUAGACCAAUGUGUCAAGUGUCAAUACUCAAUUGUAAAUAAAUAAGCUACUAUUAUUUUUUUACAUAUCCGGAUUUUAUGCCAUUCGAUCAUAUUUAUAUUACUGCUAAAAAUGAAUAACACCAGUUGUUGUGUGUGUUUUAAAGACAAUGCUUCUAUUCCACUUAGUGUUAUCGAUUCCAACAACGAAACAAUAACUUCCAAAUUACAAAAAGUUGUAUCUGAAGUGCUAUGGAAAGAUACAUUCACAAUUUGUCCUGAAUGUUUGAAUACUUUGAAUAUUGUAUUAGAAUUUAGAAAUACAUGUAUAAAAUCAAGCUCUAUCAGACUCAAGGAAGAACCCGAAUCAAUAAAUAGUUCUGAACGAUGUAUGAGCAGCAGUGAAGAAGAAAUUGAAAAAUUUGUAGAAGAACAUUCUGAGAAGAUAGCUGUGACUUCUGAAAUUUGUGAAAUUAAAUUGAAUUCAAAUAACCUUAUAUACACUCAUAAGGAAAUACAUCACUCUGAACACUCCUACAAGAAUGAUUUACUUUUUGUUGAUGUAAAUGAUGAAAAGAGAAAAUGUUUGAAUAAUGAUGUUUAUUUUUGUGAUAAAUGUACGCAUAACUUUGUUUCCAAAUCCCAAUAUGAAGAGCAUAUAAAAUCCCAUAAUGUUUUCAUUUGUUUCCACUGUGAUAAACCAUUUGAGAGUAAAGUUAUGCUAGCUAAACACAUAAAAGUUAAACAUGAUGUUCAGAAAAUAAUUAAAAAUGCAGAUAAGUCACGAUCUCUAAAUGAAAAUUUGCUUGAAAAGAAAAGUAAAUUAUUCCAGUGUAUUAAGUGUGAAAAAUCAUAUAAGACUGAGAAAUUUAUGCUGAAUCAUAUGGUUACUUGUGAUGGGGUGAUGAGACAUUCAAAAAUGAAUUUCUCCAAAGAUUUCUCUAAGAAUGAGUGUGAAAAAUGUGGAAGAUUUUAUACAACUCAAAAAAUUCUUAAAGCUCAUUUGAAACAUUGUAAGGCAGAAAAAAAUUUACAAGAACAGAGAUGUCACAUUUGUGAUGAAUUUUUAAAAAGUUCUGAAGAAAAGUUUGAACAUAUUUUAAAUGAGCAUAAUAUUAAUUUAAAAGUAGAUAAUACUUGUCAGUUCUGUUACAAACAAUUUUUAAGUGAUGAGAGUUUACAAUCUCAUAUGAAAGAAAAUCAUAGGAACCAAUUAACAAAUCGUAAAGUAUUGAAAAAUUAUACUGAAAGAAGUUACUCAUGUGAAGUAUGUUCAAAAGUUUUUGGUUAUGUGAAAGAGGUCAUCGAACAUUGUGUUAAAGAACACCAGAUGGAUGCAAAGUCUGUUAAACCUUACUUAUGUGAUAAAUGCCACACUCGUUUCAUGAAUUCAACAAAUUUAAUUCAGCACAAGCAGUAUCACGAGGGAGAGCGUAGUCACAUAUGUAGUUUUUGCGGAAAAAGCUUCAUCACAAAAAGUGAUCUUACAGUACAUGAAUAUACCCAUUUGAAUAGGAGGAACUAUAAAUGUGAAAUUUGUGAAAGAGCUUUUAACACCAACAAGAAUUUGAGAUCACAUAAGUUAGUUGUUCAUACUGAUUCAAGUUUGUGGAAGUAUGAGUGUAAUUUGUGUGCCAAAAAGUUCCCUUUAAAAUCUGGUUUUGACCAACACAUGAGAAGGCAUUCAGGAGACAAAAGAUUUAAAUGUUUGAUUUGUGAAAAAUCCUUCAUAAGUAGUAGUGAACUGAAGAAACAUAAUACAUUCCAUUCUAAUGAGAGAGCUCACAAAUGUUCCCAUUGUGGUAAAGAAUAUAAAGAUCGUAGAGUUUAUGAGAUACAUGUGACCAAAGUUCAUGGUUUGGGGAAUGCAAAAAUUCCAGUACGGGUGAGGAAGUUUGCUUGUCAUAUUUGUCCAGGUACGUUUUUUGAUAAGCAGAAAUUGUCGAGGCAUAUGUGUACUCAUACAGGCAUAAAACCAUAUGUUUGUAAUAUUUGCGAGAAGAGGUUUAGUGAUAAGUCAUAUUUGAAGUAUCACUCAAAAAUAGUUCAUAAUAUUUUGGCUUUCCCCACUAACGAAGUAAGUGAUAUUACAAAUGAGCAUAUAUAAUACCUCUGUUAAGCAAUAUGCAUAAUAAGAAAUAUUUCAAGUUCAGUGUGGAGUCAGUAUUAUACUUGAGGCUGAAGUAUCUUAAUCAUGGAUUCUUCAUGUUUUACAAUGAAACAAGUGUGUGGUUACCUAAACUUUAAGUAUAAAAUGAAUAAUAUUCAAUGUUUUUACUCCAAUCCUCCAAGUUCUUUUUGGGAACUCUAAGAAGCUGAGAACUUAUGCAAGGUAGGAGUGUUUAAAUAUAAUCAUUUAAUUUUAGAAAAAUACAUUAUUUGUGUUACAUAUUUAAAAUUUAUUCGAUUUUAUACAAUUUAAAAUUAUUUUAUCAUUUCAAUUUAGUUCGAAUAAAUAAAUAAUGUUUUGGAUAUCAACAAGUUGGAUAUUAAAAUAUUAAUAAAGCCUUUUUAAUUGUACAGAGUACAGUGGUUCAAAUUCAAGGGGAUUCUGAUCUUAGCCAUUUGAAACAUAAGAAGCCAAAAAUAAGUGUACAUGUUAAUUAAUGGUCAGUGAGUGAAAAUGAAAAGUUUAUAUAGAACAACCGUUUCUAGAUUCAAGUUGAAUUUGUUAAUCAAAUUUUUUAAGAUACCUUCAUACCUUUUUGUUUGUGAUGAUAGUUUUCCAGUAAUGUCUUUUUAAUGAUUUUCUGAAAGUAACUCUACCUAAAUUUCAUCCAUUUAAAGCAGCUGGUUCCUAAGAUAUAAAAAAUAUACUGUUUAUCAUUACUUAUUCCCUAACAACUGAAAUGCUAUCUAAAUAUGAUAGAUGGAUUGCAAUCAAAGCACAUUUCUGGGACCAACCUGUGAUACAAUAUUAGACUUAAUUAAUAGGUUUCUCCACAAAGAGCACACUUCUUAUGUCCCACAUUAAUGAAAGUUUUGUAAUAACUUAAAAAAUGUAUUACAAACUUAUGAAACAAUUGAAUGCAGUAGAGAUGCCAAAGCUUUCCUUUAAGCAGGAAUAUACUAAAUAGAGAAAAUAUCUUUGCUAUUACAAAUUCAAAAAUGGAGUUAAAUAUCGAAGACAAAUUUUUCGAAAUUUUAUAUUUAACCAAUAAUCAUUGAAAUAGAUAGAUUUCAUUCAGAUUGGAUUGACUUUCUCUAACUAUGUUUAUUACUGUGAGAUACAGGUAUAUUAUCUUUAAAAAAUCGUUAAGAAGUGUCUUUGCUCUGAAAAAAUAAAAAUAUGAUUUCAAAUUCAUGAUUCACUGGACUCCUCUCCAUUCAGCUCAAUUUUUAUUAGGAUCUUCGUUUUGUUAUUAGCCAUAUUGUUCUUAUUUUUGAAGAAGAUAAAUAUUUACAAUUUUGGAAUGCUUUGUGCUUAUCCCUAUUGCUAUUAAAACAUUACUGAAUUAUAAAAUUUUUCCAAUUUUUAAUUCGAAAAAAAAUUGUAAGAAGAAAAAUAAAAGCAGCACAAGUUAU
This is a messenger RNA of Harmonia axyridis, 3549 nucleotides long. Its product is annotated as zinc finger protein 2 homolog. Gene Ontology annotation, cellular component: nucleus. The record is from RefSeq and is a predicted model, not a curated record. NCBI's taxonomy places the organism in Eukaryota, Metazoa, Arthropoda, Insecta, Coleoptera, Coccinellidae. The transcript is spliced from 2 exons. Gene Ontology annotation, biological process: regulation of immune system process; negative regulation of transcription by RNA polymerase II; regulation of cytokine production. Gene Ontology annotation, molecular function: zinc ion binding. Bases 158 to 2131 code for a protein of 657 amino acids.